UAAUUGCAGAAAGACCCCACGGGUGGGGUGGGCUUCUCUUUCUGCAAACAUUUAUUCAUCUUUUUGUGUCUGGUCCCCCACUUUCUCUCUCUCUCUCUCUCCAAAGACACCAGUCAACCACCAAUUCCUUCUUCCUUUUGCUCAGUUGCCUCUACAGACUUUGCAUUUACAUUUGCAUCUUGUUUUCUCCCCUUCUCUCUCUCUCUUGAUUCUUGAAUCCUAUGAUUGGGGCUGCGUUUGAUCUGAUUUUCUUGAACAAACCUCCCCUCAAAAAUUAAAAAAAAAUGGAACUUAUGGAGACACACACCAAAAAUCAAGGAGCCAAUAAUAAUUCCAAGUCGGACCACCACCGCGACCUCCUCCACCACCGCCUCCAAAGUCAAACCGAACCCGGUUCUGGGUCCGGUCCAGCCCCGCCCCAUGGUCCAUUCAUGGGCUCCAUCUCACUCCAACAACCAACAAACUUAGCCCACUCCCCUUCCUCCACCUCCUCCGCCGCCUCCACAGCCAUCAUAAGCAAUAGCGAUGAAAAUAACAAUAACAACAGCGCUUUGGCGACCACUAAGGUCGCCAAGAAGCCUUCAAAGGACCGCCACACGAAGGUGGACGGCCGCGGACGGCGCAUACGGAUGCCGGCCCUGUGCGCCGCCCGCGUCUUCCAACUGACGCGGGAGCUCGGCCACAAGUCGGACGGCGAGACCAUCGAGUGGCUCCUCCACCAGGCCGAGCCGGCCAUCGUCGCCGCCACCGGCACCGGCACGAUUCCGGCGAAUUUCUCGACGCUCAACCUGUCGAUGCGGAGCAGCGGCACCACCAUCUCCGCCCCGCCGUCGAAGUCCGCUCCCCUCUUCCUCGGCGGCGCCGGCGGGAUGCUCGGAUUCCACCACCAGCUCACCUCCGCCUCCCAUUUCGGGCAGGACCCGGAUGAGAAUUACCUCAAGAAACGGUUCAGGGAAGACGCGAGCGGCGCCGGUUCUCCUAAAUCAGCGAGAACCGGCGUCCAUGAGCAAGAACCGGGUCAGGAGAACAAACCCGGUUCAUCCCAGCCGGCUGGGUACAUCCCGGCUCCCGCCAUGUGGGCGGUGGCCCCCGCCGCCGGCAAUGUCGGGAAUGCCUUCUGGAUGCUCCCGGUCACCGGGAGUGCCGCCGCGACGACGGCCGGGCAGCAGGAGUGGCAGUACAAGACAACCACUGCGCAAAGAAUGGGCGGGUUCGAGUUCUCAGGAACCGGGCGGUUCAACCCGGUUCAACUUGGGUCGAUUAUGCAGCAACCGGUUCAUCAGGUCGGGUUGGGCGUGACCGAGACAAACAUGGGAAUGCUAGCGUCCAUGAACGCCUACAACAAUAAUAACAAAAACAACAACCACAACAUAAUCGAUCUCGGCAUGAAUUUGGACCACCACCACCACAAGAGUCAGCCGCAACAAAGCAACAGCGGCAACGAAACGGCCAAAGAUUCACAAUAGUUUGGAAAAAAAUGAGUUUGCUUCAAUACACUUCCAAUAUUUUUCCUUUGCUUGUAGUAGUAUUUAUUUUACCUUUUCAAUUUUUUUUAUUGCUUAGGGUAAAAAUGUGCAUAUGUAUUUAUUUUUUAACUGUUGUUGGCUUUGCUAAGUAAUUAAGUCAUUUGCCCUCUUUCUUGAAUUA
This is a messenger RNA of Salvia splendens (bonfire salvia), 1647 nucleotides long. RefSeq names its product transcription factor TCP23. Bases 285 to 1466 code for a protein of 393 amino acids. The record is from RefSeq and is a predicted model, not a curated record. Gene Ontology annotation, cellular component: nucleus. The transcript has a single exon. Gene Ontology annotation, molecular function: sequence-specific DNA binding; DNA-binding transcription factor activity. Lineage: Eukaryota; Viridiplantae; Streptophyta; Magnoliopsida; Lamiales; Lamiaceae.